AUGGGCAACAAGGGCGAACCUACAGUCUUGGACUCCAGGAGUCACAAGAGUACUUCUUCUAUCCGACGAUUACUCCACGUCCUCAAGUACGCCACCAAGAACCGACAAGCCGACACAGACUCCUUGAAAAGCAAAGCCAGCGACGUGCCUUCAGUACCCAGCACGCCUCAAAGCAGCAGCACCGACGAUAAAACAGAGUCCACCCGGUUCAAUGCAGAUGAGUUCAGAAUGCGCGUUCUACACAGCAACGUGUCUUCAGCUGUGCCCCCAAAGUCCAACCCAGUCACUGCAUCCGAGUCUACCCACCAAACCCUCUCAAGUGUUCCUGAGAAUACCGCAUCCAAGAAUGGUCCCCAGGAACCCUCCCAGGCAUCCGUUGCCCCAAGCAGCACUGACACCACUAUUGCUUCUAAGCCCUCAAAGAGCCGCAAGCCACGCAAGCCUACCAUGAUUACCCCUGAACUCAUGCAGCAGAUCCAGAUCUCCAACAAGAAGCAUAGUGGCGGUGCUCUGCGGGAUAAUGGUGAGCUUCGCAGGAAGAAUCUGGGAACUGCAACUGUGACAAAUAGAGCAAAGGCUGUUGUUGCUAGCCCUCUUCGGUGGUCGGAGGAGUAG
This is a messenger RNA of Bipolaris victoriae FI3, 615 nucleotides long. RefSeq lists its product as hypothetical. Lineage: Eukaryota; Fungi; Ascomycota; Dothideomycetes; Pleosporales; Pleosporaceae. The record is from RefSeq and is a predicted model, not a curated record. The transcript has a single exon. Bases 1 to 615 code for a protein of 204 amino acids.